Oppiella nova is the source of this 7512-nucleotide messenger RNA. Lineage: Eukaryota; Metazoa; Arthropoda; Arachnida; Sarcoptiformes; Oppiidae. The record is from the annotation of a GenBank genome assembly.
AUGAGUGGUCGGUUCCCACUGUCGGACACCACCGAUGAGUUCGCGAAGAAUCUGUUCGAUGGCAUCGAUAUGGUUACCGAUGAUGACAGUCGAUGGCCAAAAGGCUUAUAUGACAUGUCGGACCGAAUGGGACGUAUUGUCACUUUUGACAGAUUUGACGCUCAAUUCUUCGGUAUGACUGAGAGUACGGCCGAGAGGUUCGGUCCAGAACUCCAUAUGCUUUUGGAGUCCACUUAUGAGGCAAUUGUGGACGCCGGUAUAAGUCCACAGAAUCUGCGAGGCAGUAGGACGGGCGUGUAUUGUGGUAUUAUAAACUAUGCCAAAUGCGAUGGCUAUCACGACUACCCACACCCGGACCAUACGACCCAAAUGAACACUUUGUUGAUGGAGUCCAUCAACGGCUCCAAGAGUUUCUUCGCCUCCCGGACGGCCUUUAUAUUUGACUUGAAGGGCCCGGCGAUCGUUGUGGACACCGCCUGUUCAUCGAGUUUGAGUGCAUUGGCUUUGGCUGUCAAUGAUCUGAAAUUAGGGCAAAUCGAUUACGCUAUAGUGUGCGGCACUCACAUGAACUUAGAGCCGAUGACCUAUCAGUUACAACAGGAGUUAGGUAUGUGUUCCCCGACAGGUGUGUCCGCCGUAUUGGACGAGUCGGCCGACGGUUUCGUGAAGGGAGAGGCCGUGUGUUGUGUUCUCCUACAGCGCCGUAAGGGCGCCCAUAGGGUCUACGCUAAGGUACUGUCAGCCCGGGUGGGAACGAAUGGUAACAAAAAGUUUGGGAUAUUUCAUCCGUCCAGUGAAACACAGGAGGAGUUGAUGACCGCAUCGUAUAAGGAGGCAAAUAUAGACCCCCUGAACAUCACCUAUUUUGAGUCACACGGCACCGGCACCAAGUCACACGGCACCGGCACCAAGGUGGGAGACCCGACAGAAAUGAAAGCGAUAUACAAUGCUUAUUGUCGAGCACCGGGACGUACAAACCCCCUACCGGUGGGCGCCCUCAAGAGCAAUAUGGGUCACUCGGAGCCGAGUUCAGGUGUGGCCGCUAUUAUCAAAGUGUUGAUCGCAUAUGAAAAUGAAUGCAUUCCUCCAAAUCUGAACUGUAAACAACUUAAACAAGAGUUACUCCAAUACUUUCCCCCAUUAUUGGCAAUUAAUCAAAAAUAUCCAUACAAACCUGGAAUGGCAGGUGUUAAUAACUUUGGUUUAGGUGGUGUGAACGCACACGUAUUGAUUGAACCCAAUUAUAAGUUGGAAACCAAUGAUAGCCUAAGAAUCGCUGAAAUGAUUCCCAGAAUUGUGAACAUUUGCGGCAGAAAUGAACAUUCGGUUCAAUAUAUGUUUGAUUUCAUUGAGAAUAACCCCAAAAGAGUGACGAAACACUUUUUGGCACUUUUGACACAAACCAUGAAAUACACACCGAAUGUGAAUUCAUCCGGAUUUCCAUUCAGAGGAUCGCUUAUAAUAAAGAAAGUUUCGGAAGAAAACAAUGAAAUUAAAUACGAAUACAAGAAACAGAUAGGAGUUAUGAAAAGCAAAAGUUUGAGACCUCUUUGGCUACUGUUCCCCGGUUUGGGCGGUCAGUGGCCAGCGAUGGCGAAGGCUUUGAUGCCAAUCAAGACAUUCGCCGAUAAAGUGGAGGAAUGCCAUCAAAUACUCCAAGAGUUUGGCAUUGAUUUGAAAAAUCUGUUGUUAUCUGAAGACAAGACAACGAUGUCUACAAUGACUGCAAAGUUCUGUUCGACGACUGCUAUAGAGAUAGCAUUGUAUGAAGUGAUGAAAGCAAUAGACAUCACAGUGGACGGCAUAAUCGGCCACUCGUUUGGUGAGAUCGCCUGCGCUUACGCUGACGGGUGUCUGUCCACUAGGGAUGCGAUGAUUGUCUCGUACUUCAGGGGAGCCGUCACUGAAAGCGAUAAGAAUAUACCGAAAGGUCUGAUGGCAGUCGUGGGUCUGUCCCGGACUGAGGCCAAGAAGUUGUGCCCAAAAGAGGUUUACAUCGCGUGUAAUAACGCUAAGGAUACGGUCGUUAUGUCAGGUCCCAUUAAUGAAAUGAAAGAAUUGCUUAAAACACUGGAAGAUAAGGCAGUAUUCGUGCGACAAAUCCCUAGCAAUGAAAUCCCAUACCAUUCCCAACACCUGAUUAGUAGCGCACAGCCUAUGACGGAAGCCAUCAAGAAAUACAUACCAAACCCAAUGCUGAGGUCCAGGAAAUGGGUGUCCACUUCAGUGAUAGGCUCGGACGCGGACACCGAGCACCUGAAGCACGCGUCGGCCGAGUAUUUCGUGCAUAACCUCAUGAAUCCAGUGAUGUUUUACGACCGAUUCCGGGACUUACCCUCCGAUGCCAUUGUCUUGGAAUUAGGUCCGCAUUCGGUGUUUCAGAAAGUGGUCACCGAAACGCUGGACAACUCGACGUAUAUAUCGUUAUUGAAAAAGGACUCAAACCAUACAAAUCUGGAUCUGUUUUUGUCGGGUUUGGCAAAGCUUUACGAAUUAGGUUUCAAUCUUGCGAUCGAUAGGCUAUACCCACGAGUGGAGUGGCCGGUGGCCAGGAAUACACAGUCUAUCGGUUCGCUUCACAAAUGGGAUCAUAGUAUGAAAUUUGCGCCCAACAUAUACCCGGAUAGGUUUUGCAGGGCUAACGCGUCCGAUAUGAACGUUAUUAUCAAUUGCUUGGCGAAAGAGGACCUCUUUUAUAUGGACCACACAGUGGACGGCAAUAUCAUAUUCCCCGCGACCGGGUAUCUGAUGCUGGCCUGGCGUAAGUUGGCCGCCAGUGUGGGCAGAGUGUGGUAUAAAGUACCCGUCAUAUUUGAAAAUGUCCAGAUCAAACGACCCGUGUUUCUAUCAGAGGAUAAAAAUACCAAGCUUAAAGUCAAGUACUACCCGUUAACCGAUGAGUUCUCCAUAUACGAGAGCGAUAAUGUUUGCGUUGUGGGCAAAGUGCGGGCACCGGGCGAUGACAUACUCAUCCACCAGAACAAGCUCUACGAGAACGAGCACCGGCUGUCUUCAUGCGAGUAUACGUUGGAAAGGGACGACAUCUACAAAGAGAUGCGAAUCCUAGACCUCGAUUACGGCAAAGAGUUUCAGCGACUCGUGAAAGUUGGCACAAAUAACUUCCGCCAGAUUUUUGGCAUUAAUGAGUGGACCGGAAAUUUUGUCACUUAUAUGGACGCACUCCUACACUCCAUGGCCUUUGCCUACCCCUUCCGGAAGCUCAUGUUCCCGGUGCUGAUACGUACCCUGAGAGUGGACCCUAAGGUGCUGUUUGAGACCAUUCAGCGAAACAGAUGCCUCGAAAAGAGCUCUUUGGACGAGGAGGUGACCGAACACCAGCAGAAUAUGGACACCACCGACACUACCGGUGCCGAUGUUCACCAAAACGAUAGGAUUUCCAUAACACAGGGCUAUGCGAUGAUUAAGAGUCACGAAAAUAUGGAUGAAUACAACGACAUGAAUACCUCCGCGCGGAAGGAGGCCCAGAGGUUUAAGGAGAGGUUUGCCAUAUACCCCUCGCACCUACCCUUUUAUUUUAAUGUCGAGUCUAAGCUACUGGUGGCCAAUGGGGUUGAGUUGGACGAAGUGAUGGCGUUUCCGGUGCCCCGGCGUUCAGACGCUAUGGACCUGGUGUUAGACUCGUAUGAGUUUUGUCCCAAUGAUGAUAAUCAAGCUAUUGAUGAGAGUCUCUUGGAAAGUGUGUCCAAGUAUUUAGAGGUUUGCAAAUAUAUGGCGUCGAAAGCCACACAAAUGGGUUUCAAACAAAUGAAAUGCGAUUUCAAUUACCAGUCGGUCAGUGAGGAUGUGCUGCAAGAGUACAGAAAUGAAAACAAUGAAAAUCAUGUGUUGUUUCGAGUGUUGGAUAGAAUCUGUACCGAUAUUAGCGACAAAAAUGUGAAUAUUAAUGAUAACAAAGAGGUGAACAAAAUGUUGGCUGAAAUCCAUGGCAAUCCUGAAUACGAUUUGAGUGCAGAUCUGGUGAAUCAGAUCCCAAGAAAUGAGCGAAUGCUGCGAACACUCGUGGAUAUCGUUUGCGAAAACUUUGUGGACAUAAAAGAGUUGAAAAUAAUGGAAAUUAAUUUGAGUAAUACUUUGUUUGCCAAAGAUGUGGAUCAGUUGGUCACACACUUCCGGAUACUGCCAUUCGAUGUCGACUAUAAGCUGAUAGUGAAGUCCAAAGCGGACGUUCCCGAUGUGUUUAGAGCCAAUGCCACCGAAUGGGACGGUAGUACCUGUGAUGGGCUGACAUUAAAACCUUCAAAUUUGGUUAUAUUGAGAGAUACAUCAGACUUAUGGCAAUUGGAUUUGGAAAGCCUUAUACAGGACUUGUAUGACUCCAUAUACACCAAUGGAUUCCUAUUAACGGUAUUCCGACACAUUAAGCUGUCCGCCGAUUACGACAAAUGUCUGUCAACUGAUUAUUACUUAAAUUCUGGACAAUCUCGAGAUUUGUCUGGUAUUCAGUGGUACGACGCCAGACAGAUACCGGCCCUUAAGGAACAGUACGAUUUCUAUAACAAAAAACUCGCCAAAACUCGCGUUCAAAUCUAUUGCUCCGGUCGUAUACCCUCUGGUCCGGAGCAGUUAUUUUAUGACUGCCUAAUAGGCUGUGAAUACGUGGGCCGCCGAGCGGACACCGGGGAACGGGUGAUGGGCAUUGAGUUGGGUCGGUGUUACGCCACAUCCAUCAAUGCGGGCACUCAUAGUAUGACUACCGUUCCCGAGCACUGGUCGAUGUUGGAGGCGUCCACUAUACUCGGCACUUAUAGCACUUUGUAUUAUGCGCUCAUCAAAAGGGCUCAUUUGAAACAAGGCGAAAGUAUAUUAAUUCAUUCGGCGGCGGGAGGUGUGGGACAGUCGGCGAUAAACAUGUGCCGACACUACGGGUGCGAUAUCUACGUAACGGUCGGCACGAAAGAGAAAAAGGAGUUCCUUAUGACAGAGUAUAACAUACCGGAGAACCAUAUAUUCAACUCCAGAGAUAUUCUGUUCAAGAAUCAGAUUAUGGAGGCGACGAGAGGUCGGGGCGUCGACAUUGUGCUCAACUCCCUGGCCGGUGAGAAACUGGAUCUCAGCUACGAGUGUGUGGCCACCAGCGGGAGGUUUGUGGAGAUCGGUCGGUACGACAUGUUUCAGAACCGGAAGAUCGGAAUGUUUGACUUCUUGAGGAAUAUUCAGUUCAUCGGAAUAGUCAUCGAUAUAGUGCUGAUGGAAGACAAGGGCUUCUUCAGUGACUUCUUUGAGUGGUUGCACAACAACUGCACCAAUGGUUGUGUGAAACCAAUUAAUUACACCAUAUUUGGGGCCAAAGAGGCCGAUAAGGCUUUCCGUUAUAUGACAACCGGUAAACACAUCGGGAAAGUACUCAUCAAAAUAAGGGACGAAGAGAGCACGAGAGGGCCGUUGAGACACAUCAUACCGGCGCUGCCUCUCAGGGCUACUGUUAAGACGUUUUUCAGUCCAAACAAAGUCUAUAUAAUAACCGGAGGUUUGGGUGGUUUUGGACUCGAGUUGAUUCCAUGGAUGCAAUUCUUCGGCGCCAGAAAAUUUGUGGUCACUUCCAGGUCUGGGAUUAAAACGGAUUAUCAGAAGUAUUUCUACAAUAGAUUUCAAGAACUGUUUGGAGAAAUGAAAUAUUUUACGACCGAUUGGGUCGUAUCGACGGCUAAUUGUCUGACUCCUGAAGGCUCCCAACAACUGGUAAAUGAGGCGAAAGGGUUGGCACCCAUUGGAGGGAACAUGGAGUUUGAAAAGUUCUGUUCAACUGUUGACACAAAACACAAGAUAUUCUCAAACUUGGAUCAAAUCACACGAAGACUUGACUAUAAAUUGGAUUAUUUUGUAGUCUUUUCAUCGAUAGCUUGUGGUAAAGGAAAUAGAGGUCAGAGUAACUACUCGUUUGGGAACUCUCUGUGCGAACGGAUUUGCGAAGAGAGACGAAGGGAUGGUCUACACGGACUGGCCGUACAGUACGGACCCAUCGGUGAUGUGGGAGUUCUCGAGGCUUGUGGUAAAGGAAAUGGAGGUCAGAGUAACUACUCGUUUGGGAACUCUCUGUGCGAACGGAUUUGUGAAGAGAGACGAAGGGAUGGUCUGCACGGACUGGCCGUACAGUACGGACCCAUCGGUGAUGUGGGAGUGAUGUCCGAUACGGACAAAGCCCUGGUCUGGUCUACACUGAAGAAACAGCGGAUCAACUCGUGUUGCGAUGUUUUGGACAAAUUGCUGGCUAUUAAUAAACCGAUUGUCACUUCAUAUAUAAAAGUGGACCAAAAGAAAGAGACGGGUAAUCGACAGACCCGAAUGGUUGGGGAGUUAUGGCGGGCACUGGGCAUAGACCCGGAGACUACGCCCAACCACCUGACUCUGGGCGAGAUAGGGCUGGAGUCGAUGUUUGCGGUGGAACUACAGCAGGAAAUGGAGAGGGAAUGGCAGAUAAAAAUGAGUAUAAAUCAGGUGAAGAGUAUAACAGUGGGAAUGCUGAAGGACUACCAAAACGGGAACGUUGUUACUAUUAAAAAGCACCUGGAUGACAUCAAACUUGCUCGCAAGGGUCUAUUAAAACAAAAGUUUAUUAUUCCUACCGACGCCUACGUCCGGCUCAAUGGGGUCACCAGUGGACGGCCUGUAUAUUUCAUGCCUACCCUUGGGUUCAGUUUUUCAAUGUUUGAGGAAUUGGCUAAAAAGCUCGACCGCCCGGCCAUUGGUCUCAAUUGGACCCGCGAGUUGAGCCAACUGACCACGCUCAAAGGUGUUAAUGAAUACUAUAUAACCCUGCUCAGUGAGCUAGAACCUAAUGGCAAGUACGAUGUGGUCGGCUAUUUCGAUACGGCGCUCAUAUGCGCCAAGUUAUUGGCCAAACGUAUGGCACAUAAGGCGGUGAUAAUAGACAUCAUAAACGACAUGCGCUUCGCGGAUGAAGAGCUCACCGAAGACUUUAUGCUGGAGUUUAUGGUGACCCUGAUGUCGGCCGACAUACCCGACACGUUCAAAGAGAAAAUGAACAGGGAGAUGAAAAAGGAGCCAGAUCUAAAAGCAAAGGUUAAACACAUGGUUAAUGAGAUCAUGGACUUCGCGGGCACCGGACUGGUAGCCACGGAUAUGGAGGAGAUUUUCCACAUUAUGUUGGGUCGCAUUCGUAUGCUAUCGGAGUAUAGACUGAAUAAAAAGCGUAAGUUUGCGGCGAAACUAAAGCUCCGAAUCGCCGAGAAAUGGGCUAAAAUUAGCGGCAAAUUGGUGUUCAUUAAGCCGUUUAAGUUCGACGACGUCGACGAUAUCGAGACGUUUGUUGACAGAGCGCGUGAAUUGUAUUUUUUGCCUGGCUCACACGAUGGUUAUGAUAAUAUUCACGUUGAAAGCGUAGACACUAUUGGUGCAGUUAAUAAUAUGACCAUGGAGAUUACUGAGAAACUCGAGGCAGCCCUUAAAUAAAUAAUUAAGACUUUUAAACUGGAAGAUUUCUACUUGAUUCAAUAUGCUAUAACUACAACUAUUUUAGACACAAUAUUGACU